Molecule: messenger RNA, 561 nt
Organism: Setaria italica (foxtail millet)
Lineage: Eukaryota; Viridiplantae; Streptophyta; Magnoliopsida; Poales; Poaceae
Product: histone H3.3a
Exons: 5
Coding region: 81-497 (138 amino acids)
Cellular component (GO): nucleosome
Molecular function (GO): DNA binding; protein heterodimerization activity; structural constituent of chromatin
Source: RefSeq, a predicted model, not a curated record
ACAGGAAAGGCUCACCAACAAGGCAGCAACGCAGCGCAGCAUAGCGGUUAGCAAGCCGCGCACACACGAUCUGUGAGAGGAUGGCUCGUACUAAGCAGACAGCUCGUAAGUCGAGCGGAGGAAAAGCCCCAAGAAAGCAACUUGCAAGGAUAUUUGCUUCGGCUCGUAAGACAGCUCCGAUAACCGGAGGAGUGAAGAAGCCUCGCCGAUACCGUCCAGGAACGGUAGCUAUUCGUGAAAUUCGCAAGUAUCAAAAGGCCACUGAGCUGCUCAUAAGGAAGCUGCCCUUCCAGAGGCUCGUUCGGGAGAUUGCGCAGCUUUACAAGAGUGACCUGCGUUUCCAGAGCCAUGCAGUGCUUGCUUUGCAGGAGGCAGCAGAAUCAUAUCUUGUGAGUCUCUUUGAGGACACCAACUUAUGUGCUAUCCAUGCCAAGCGUGUGACAAUCAUGCCCAAAGAUGUUCAUCUGGCUACAAGGAUCCGUGGCGAGAGGCCUUAAUUGUUCUACAAAUGGAGCAGCCUGCCACGAGCUACUUUUCAUGUUCCUGCCUUUAUGUUGAGAA